Messenger RNA from Wickerhamiella sorbophila, 1458 nucleotides. RefSeq lists its product as hypothetical. The coding region runs from base 1 to 1458 and encodes 485 amino acids. NCBI's taxonomy places the organism in Eukaryota, Fungi, Ascomycota, Dipodascomycetes, Dipodascales, Trichomonascaceae. The transcript has a single exon. The record is from RefSeq and is a predicted model, not a curated record.
AUGGCGGACGCAAAGCUUCGGCAGAUCAUUGCCAAGCUGGAGGGCAAGCUGAAGCCUAUGCAUGAUGAGAUUGACUCUUUGAGGGAGCGGCUCGAACUGGCCUCCUUGGACAAAGAACUCGCCGAGGAGCAGGUGGCCGUAUUGCUGGCAGAGCUCUCAAGCGUAAGGCAGGAAUUGCAACAGGCACUGCAGCAGCUGGAAGACUCCAAAGCAAGCGAAGAGAUAAUUGAGCAAUUAACUGCCAAAAAUCUCGAUCUCUCCGCUAAAGUAUCUAUGCUGAGCCAACAGGUCGCCGACUUGGAGGUGCUGAAGGAACUCAGUGACGAGCUUGAAGAAUCCCAUUUGCUGAAAGAAAGAGAGCUCAAUGCCGUCAUUACCCAUCUUGAAUCUCAAAUAAAAACCGCAACGAGCAAGCUGAAAGCUGCCGAGCUGCAAGCUGCUGAUCUCAAACUGGCAUUGGCAAAACCCGCCCCAGAGAAUCAGCAUGUCGACAUUGAGGGGCUGCAGCGACAGCUGGACGUCGCCAGGUUGGACUUGAAACACACAAAACUAGAUCUGUACGCUUGCAAGCUAGAUUUGCAGGCUGCUCAGUCGGAUAUUUAUACGGCAUUGGCAUCGAGGACCCAGGCUCGAGUAUUUUUCAAGCUCAAAUUUCUCGCCUCUGCCGACCCGUCACUGGAGAACAAUGUGCUGGAAUGGUUUGAUCAGCUCAAGUAUCAAAACAUGACUGCAGAACGUAUUAAGACACAAGCAAUCAACCUGGCGGCACGGCCCUGGCCUGAUCUUGAAGUUUACUGGCCACAGGCUCUGAUUUAUUUAAGGGAUAUGGGAGGUUCUAAUUUUGAAGGAAUACCAGAACUACCGUCGCUUGCAGGGGCUUUAGAGGAUCCUGUGAACGCGCGACUAAUCGCGGCCCAGAUCGAAGAACCUCAGGAACCCAAAGAACCCGAAGAGCGUAUGCAGGACGAAAUGCGUAUUAAAAUACACCUACUGGAAGCUAAAGUGUCCAAAGCCCGAGAACUUGCCGGCCAUGUUUCUCGUUUGGAGCAGCAAGUUUCUAAACAGAGUGUAGAGACCGCACGCCUAAAAGAGACCAUCGACGACCAGUCCAGAGAGUUGGCGAUCAAAAUCGCUGAGAUAAAUAAACUGAAUGACCGGCCAGUGUCGUUGGACGCAGUGACGUUCAGAGGGAAAUUGAGAGUGCUGAAUGAAACAAUCAAUCACCUCAUGACCACACCGUCGACACUUGACCUGCCUUCCUUGGACUAUAAGCCCAACAUUAGAAGCAAGCUGUGCGGGCAUCCGGCAAUUCGAAAACUGGUGGGCGCUGAUUUUGAAGUGAAAAAGAUCGAGCCGUUAAAAUGGCGUCCCCACUCAGAAAAGCCGGGCUGGGCUGCAGCAGAGCAGGCCCGAACGCUCGCGGAGAUCAACUCCCUAUUAAAAUCACCCUGCCGGUAA